Molecule: messenger RNA, 879 nt
Organism: Aureobasidium vineae
Lineage: Eukaryota; Fungi; Ascomycota; Dothideomycetes; Dothideales; Saccotheciaceae
Source: the annotation of a GenBank genome assembly
AUGACCUCCAACCAUGAAAAACAGACCAAACCAAUAGUCUCUGUAAUCUCCGGCGGCAUCGCUGGCGGUGUAGAAGCCUCCGUAACCUACCCCUUCGAAUUCGCCAAAACACGCGCUCAACUACACGUCCGAAAGCAAGGAGUACCCUACCCUCGCAACCCAUUCGCUGUGGUGGGACAAGUGUACAGUCAAGAAGGGUUACGCGCACUAUACAAAGGCUGUGGUGCGUUGGUAGUGGGAAGUGUGGGAAAAGAUGCAGUCCGAUUCUUGUCAUUCGAUACCGUCAAGAACAUGUUCAAAGACCCAGAGACAGGAACACUAUCUCCAUUACGAAACAUGUUGGCAGGAAUGGCUGCAGGUGUGGUAGCGAGCGCAACUGCAGUCACACCUACCGAACGCAUCAAAACUGCUUUGAUAGACGAUGCCCGAGGACCCAGACAAUUUACCUCGACUAUGCAUGCUAUCAGGACAAUCCUCGCUGAAGACGGCUUCAAAGGACUUUAUCGCGGCUUUGCGGGAACAACGCUGAAACAAGCUUCAGCAACCAGUUUCCGCAUGGGCACGUACAAUAUUCUCAAGGACUAUGAGAAGAACCAUCACAUUGAGCAAAACACGGUUACCAAUUUUGCGAAUGGCGCUGUGGCUGGUACGACUACGACAUUAGCGACGCAGCCUUUUGAUGUCAUCAAGACGAGGUCGCAGACGGCAAAGGCGACGACAACGAUGGAAGCUAUUGCGAGUAUCUGGAAGGAUGAUGGUGUUCGUGCGUUUUGGAGAGGUACGGUCAUGAGAUUGGGUCGUACUGUGCUUGCAGGGGGAGUACUGUUCACAACAGCAGAGGCCGUCGCAAAGAUCAUCAAUCCGAUCUUCGAUCGGUAG